Messenger RNA from Lachancea thermotolerans CBS 6340, 1116 nucleotides. It is a transcript of the gene LEE1, whose product is annotated as Lee1p. Gene Ontology annotation, molecular function: ubiquitin protein ligase activity; metal ion binding. The transcript has a single exon. Gene Ontology annotation, biological process: protein polyubiquitination. Bases 1 to 1116 code for a protein of 371 amino acids. The record is from RefSeq and is a predicted model, not a curated record. Lineage: Eukaryota; Fungi; Ascomycota; Saccharomycetes; Saccharomycetales; Saccharomycetaceae.
AUGCCUCCUGAGAAGCCCUUCGGAACUCCCGCGGACAGGCCCGCGGGCAAGCCUCCUGGAAAGAGCCGAGCGAGACGCGGUCCGCGGCGGCGCGGCGAGCGCGGCGAGCGCGGUGAGCGCAGCGGCAGCAGGCCCAGCUCGGCCUCGAGCACGAGCCCCAGCAGCGCGUCGAGCGCCGCACCGCAGAGCCCCGUGUCGUCCGCAUCGCAAGGUCCCACAUCGCCCGCGGACGACAAGUCCGCAGGGUUCUCACCCUCGCAACAGCGCGCGAUCUUCUACUCGCGCCAGGUCACCAAGCACUCCGCGCAGCACAAGAACUACUCGCACGUCCCCUGCCGCUUUUUCCGGCAGGGCGCGUGCCAGGCGGGCGACUCGUGCCCCUUCUCGCACUCCCUGAACGCGCUGGCCGCGGACCAGACGCCGUGCAAGUACUUCCAGCGCGGCCACUGUCGCUUCGGGGCCAAGUGCGCCAACGCGCACAUCCUGCCGGACGGCACGCGCGCGAACCCUACCAAGUACCGGGGCGCGCCUGCGAGUGCGCCUGCGAGCGCACCCGCAAGCUUGCCGCUCGGCGAGCCGCUGGGCGGGCCGUUGGGCGCGCAGCUGCGUGGUGCCGCGCUUCCAGACGCCGUGUUCUCGCGCAACAAUGCGUACUGCGCAGGCGCCUUCUCCAGCAGCGCGCCCGGGCUCGCACCCGCGGCGCCGCUCCAGCCCUACUUUACGGACGCGUCCGCGGUGGUGUUCGAGGACGACGCGGACCCCGCGGGCCCCGCGGACUCUGCGUGCGACUUUGACGGCGAGGACUUUAUCCCCGGCGAGCUCGCGGACCUACUGACGCCGCGCGAGCUGGAGCGCCGGCGCUCUUCACUGCCCCACCGGCUGAGCUUCAACGACUCGGGCCCCGGCCCCGCGGCCCCGCUGCCAGCGCCGCUGUCCGCGUCGGGCCACUCGCCCAACUACCUGGCAUCGCCCGUGUUCGACUACGUCCACCAGCGCGACGCCGCGUGGCCCGCGGACCCGCCGUCGCUCGCGAGCGUCCACGAGCUGGGCGCUCACCUGGCAAGAAUCAAGAUCCCGGAAAAUAGCGACUCGCGCGCCGCAGGCAUCUCCUUGUAA